Triticum dicoccoides is the source of this 3545-nucleotide messenger RNA. Its product is annotated as putative disease resistance protein RGA1. The record is from RefSeq and is a predicted model, not a curated record. Bases 63 to 2744 code for a protein of 893 amino acids. The transcript is spliced from 5 exons. NCBI's taxonomy places the organism in Eukaryota, Viridiplantae, Streptophyta, Magnoliopsida, Poales, Poaceae. Gene Ontology annotation, molecular function: ADP binding; protein binding.
UUCACACCUCAUCCAAUUGGCAUACAACUUGAGAGAGAAAAGUUUCGGUGAAGACGAACAACAUGGCGCAUGUAGCCGGUUUGCUUGCCUCGGCUGUGGUUUCAGCGGUGGGCAAUAAGCUGGGUUCUGCCAUUGGGGAUGAGGUCACGAUGCUGUGCAGCUUCAAGGACGACCUCCAGGACAUGAAGGACACACUGGAGUACAUGGAGGCGGCGCUCAAGGAUGCUGAGAGGCGGUCUGUCACGGAGGAGUUGGUGCGGGUGUGGCUCAACCGGCUCAAGCACGCUGCCUACGACAUCUCUUACAUGCUCGACGAGUUCAAAGCUAAUAGUGAACCAGCCUCCAGAAAGCUGGACUGUUUUGCUAUUGCACCCAAGAUUGCCAUGGCUUAUAAGAUGAAGAAAAUGAGAGGCCAGCUGAGGAAGAUCAAAGAGGAUCAUGAGAGUUUCAAAUUCACACAUGACAACUCCAGCCUAAUUGAUGUGCACCAGCUUCCCGAUCCACGGGAAACAACAACAAAUGUGAUUGAAUCACUCAUCAUAGGAAGAGACAAAGACAGGAUGAAUGUCCUUUCUUUGUUAUCCACAAGCAAUAACAACAAAGAACAUAUAACCGUUCUUCCUAUCUGUGGGCUUGGAGGCAUAGGAAAAUCAACUUUGGCACAAUUGGUUUUCAAUGAUACUCAAUUCAAAGAUUAUAAUCAUCGGGUUUGGGUUUAUGUAUCCCAGGUGUUUGAUUUGAAAAAAAUAGGGAACUCCAUAAUUUCUCAAGUACUCGGAAAAGGAAGCCAAAAUCUAGAUACAAGGGAGUUGAUAGACCAACGCCUUAAAGAUCUACUUCAAGAUAAGAAGACUUUAAUUGUUUUAGAUGACAUAUGGGAGACAGAUAACUUCCAACUGGAUCAACUCAAGCUUAUGUUGAAUGUAGGCUCCAAGAUGAAAGUCUUGGUCACAACACGCAGCAAAGACAUUGCAAGAAAAAUGUGUACUGUUGGUGUUCAACCAUACUUGCUAGAUCCCUUGGACAACGACAUGUGCUGGAGAAUAAUCAAGCAAAAUAGUGGUUUUGAAUGUAGGGUUGAUAAAGGCCAAGCUGAACCAGUUGGACAGAUAAUUGCAAGGAAAUGUGGAGGUUUGCCAUUAGCAGCUCAAGCACUUGGAUUCUUGCUAUCUGGAAUGGAUCUUAGUGACUGGAAAGCUAUGUGCAAUAAUGAUAUUUGGGAUGAACCAUUUUCUGAUAGUACAGUGUUACCAUCCUUGAAGUUAACUUACAAUACUUUGACACCAUAUUUGAGGUUAUGCUUUGCCUAUUGUGGCAUCUUUCCUAAAGGUCACAAUAUAAAUAAAGAUGAUCUUAUCCAUCAAUGGAUUGCCCUUGGUUUCAUCGAGCCAUCUAAUAACUUUUCGGCCAUACAACGUGCCGAGAAGUAUAUUAGGCAAUUCAUGGGGAUGUCUUUCCUUCAGCAUUCAAAACUGCGCACAGAAUUGCCUAAGAUAAUUCCAAAAACAAUCUUCACCAUGCAUGAUCUGGUGCAUGAUCUCGCAAGAUCGAUCAUUACUGAAGAGUUGGUUGUCUUUGAUGCUAAAAGAGCGAGCAGUACUAGAAGAAAAGAAUAUUGUUGUUAUGCGUCUCUUACAAAUUACAAUACUACAGAUUACAACAAGGCAAGGAAGAUGUCAACUAUUUUUCCCUCCAAGUUAAGGGCGAUGCAUUUUUUCAAUUCUGAAAUCCAUGGUGGUGUAUUUUCAUUUCCAAAGUGCUUGCGCGUCUUGGAUCUAUCUGGAUGCUCCAUCACAGAGUUUCCAAGUGCUCUAGGACAAGUGAAGCAAUUGGAGGUUCUUAUUGCUCCAAAUCUCAAAGAUCGGCAAUUUCCUGAGAGUAUCACUCAGUUCUCAAAAUUACAUUACCUGAACCUCAGUGGAUCAGAUAAAAUUUCUGCAAUACCAAGCUCGAUUGGCAAACUUGAGAGUCUAGCGCAUCUUGACUUAUCUUAUUGUACCAGUAUCGAAGUCAUACCAGAGGCUUUUGGAAGCCUAAAAAACCUUCAAACAAUAGACCUCACAUGGUGUGAGAAACUAGAGUCCCUUCCAGAGAGCCUUGGAAGCCUCAAAAACCUUCAAACACUCGACCUCGCACGGUGGAAGAAACUAGAGUCCCUUCCAGAGAGCCUUGGAAGCCUCAAAAACCUUCGAACACUGAACCUCUUAUACUGCUGGCAAUUGAAGUCCCUUCCAGAGAGCCUUGGAAGGCUUGAAAAACUUCAAACACUAGACCUCUCAGAAUGUAUGAAACUAGUGUGCCUUCCAGAGAGCUUUGGAAGCCUCAAAAACCUUCAAACACUAGACCUCACAUGGUGCUGGAAACUAAAGCCCCUUCCGAAGAGCCUUGGAAGCCUCACAAACCUUCGUUCCCUCGACCUCACACACUGCUGGGUAAUAGAGUCCCUUCCAGAGACUCUUGGAAGCCUAAAAAACCUUCAAACACUGAACCUCAGAGGCUGUAACAAACUAGAGUAUCUUCCGGAGAGCCUUGGAAGCCUCAAAAAUCUUCAAACACUCGACAUUGGAGGCUGUAGUAAACUAGAGUACCUUCCAGAGAGCCUUGAAAACCUGGUUGGAAACCUGAAAAUCAUUGGGAGCUGGAAACCUAAAAAUCAUUGGAAGAGGUUAAGGUUAUGGAUGCGAGAGCAUCAAGUCCUUGCCACAGUGUCUACAACAACUCACCAGUCCCCAGAUGGUACAUAAUGUGGACAGCAGCGAACUAAGGCUGUUGUGUGAACCAGGCUUGCCCGCAUCAAAAACAUUGAACUGCAGAAGCAUACAUGCACCGUUAUCAAUCAGCUGAAAUGAUAGGAGUACGUCUUCUCUGGGAAAGCGAAAAAGCUUCAUGGAGCGGUCCAAAGAUGAGGUCUAGCGCUGCACAUGGAAAAGCAUGACGGGGCGCGUAAAUCUUUAGCCAAGGACAGAAGCAGUUGAGCUAACCAAAUCUCAAGACUCUGCUUGCUGUCAAAGGGAGCUAAACUGCAACAUCGGUGGCUAGCUGAUGGCCUGACUAAGAAAGUACAGUGAAGGUGGUUGGAUCGACUCGUGUGAACUCAAUAGAAGAAGGGGGGCCGAAGUGAAAGAAGGCAGCUGGUUGUCAUCAUGAAGAUGAAGCAGAGACGCUUCUCUCUCUUUGUGAACCAGCUGGGGGACCUGCAACGUCUCCGUCAUUGAGGCCGGUAAUGCACACAUCAUCGACAACAAGUUCUUUCGAAGCUCUGCUUCUUCUCGUCUGCUCUCUGUAACCCCACAGGGAUUGGCUGGGACUACUUCAUUGCUGAAUUCUUGGGUGACAAAAACCCAUUGCCUGUGGACUCCUGAAAAUCUCUGUUGAUAAGUGUUUGAGUUAAUUCCUGUGAAAAGCUGGCACGUGCUUUGUAAGCACAUUAGUUAGUUUUAUUCCUGAUAAGUUUGCUUUGCUCAGCAGUUUGUAGAUCUAUCAUCUUGGUUGCCGGUCAAAAGAAAACAGCGGAAACUUCAGGGUUCAGUUCCUGGUUUGAAUUU